CCCAUCUCCUACUGCACCAGAGACCUCCACAUCUCUGGCUGAAACCACAUCAUCCACUGCACCACAGACCUCCACAUCACCUCGACAAUCCACAACUCCGGCUCUAACCCCAUCUCCCACUACACCGGAGACCUCCACAUCUCCUCCACAAUCCACAACUCCGGCUGCAACCCCAUCUCACACUGCACCAGAGAUCUCCACAUCUUCUCCACAAUCCACAACUCCUGCUCAAACCCCAUCUCCCACUGCACCAGAGACCUCCACGUCACCUCCACAAUCCACAACACUGGCUCACACCCCAUCUCCCACUGCACCAGAGACCUCCACGUCACCUCCACAAUCCACAACACUGGCUCACACCCCAUCUCCCACUGCACCAGAGACCUCCAUAUCUCCUCCACAAUCUACAAGUCCUCCUCAAACCCCAUCUCCCACUACAACAGAGACGUCCACAUCACCUCCACAAUCCACAAUUCCUACUCAAACCCCAUCUCCCACUGUUCCACAGACCACAGACAGGCCAACCACAGCCGCAUUAUCCAGUUCCACUUUGACACCACACACGACCAUGGAGACAACUCCAGGCACUUCAGUUCAACAGACAGCAGAACUUAUAAGCACCACCACCUUGAUGACAUCCACACGUGGUCCGGAAACAUCCACUCCGGGUCCUUCCUCCAGGCCAGCCAGUACCACAGUGCAGCAAGGGACAACCACGGCUCCUCUUCCUAGGACUUCCCCAUCACUGAGCACAGUAACUGCCACCUCCCCAGCUUCCCUGCAUAACACAACCGGACUCGAAACAACCACCCGGGCUAGCACCACCCUGUCACUGCAGUCUAGUACACCUGCUUCUUCUUCCACUUCAGCCCUGCCGAGAACAGCCGUGCCCAGCCCUCCUAUGGCACUAAACUCUGCAUCUCUCCAAGAAUCCCCAACAACUGUGCCAUCCUCCACAAAGACCAGUUCUUCUACACACAUGAUGACAACCACUUCUGUCAUCACCACCAAUUCCCCUACACAUAGCACAGCUGCCACCACCUCCACUGCACCAGAGACCUCCACAUCUCCUCCACAAUCCACAACUCCGGCUGAAACAUCAACUCCCACUGCACCAGAGACCUCCACAUCUCCUGGACAAUCCACAACUCCAGCUAAAACCACAUCUCCUAGUGCACCAGAGACCUCCACAUCUGCUCCACAAUCCACAACCCUGGCUAAAACCCCAUCUCCCACUGCACCAGAGACCUCCACAUCUGCUCCACAAUCCACAACCCCGGCUAAAACCCCAUCUCCCACUGCACCAGAGACCUCCACGUCACCUCCACAAUCCACAACCCUGGCUAAAACCUCAUCUCCCACUGCACCAGAGACCUCCACGUCACCUCCACAAUCCAGAACCCCGGCUAAAACCCCAUCUCCCACUGCACCAGAGACCUCCACAUCUCCUCCACAAUCCACAAGUCCUCCUCAAACCCCAUCUCCCACUACAACAGAGACGUCCACAUCACCUCCACAAUCCACAAGUCCUACUCAAACCCCAUCUCCCACUGCUCCAGAGACCACAGCCAGGCCAACCACAGCCACAUUAUCCAGCUCCACUUUGACACCACACACGACCAUGAAGACAACUGCAGGCACUUCAGUUCAACAGACAGCAGAACUUACAAGCACCACCACCUUGAUGACAUCCACACGUGGUCCGGAAACAUCCACUCCGGGUCCUUCCUCCAGGCCAGCCAGUACCACAGUGCAGCAAGGGACAACCACGGCUCCUCUUCCUAGGACUUCCCCAUCACUGAGCACAGUAACUGCCACCUCCCCACCUUCCCUGCAGACCACAACCGGACUUGAAACAACCACCCGGGCUAGCACCACCCUGUCACUGCAGUCUAGUACACCUGCUUCUUCUUCCACUUCAGCCCUGCCGAGUACAGCCAUCCCCAGCGCUUCUCCCACUGCAACGGAGACCUCCACAUCUCCUCCACAAUCCACGACUCAUGCUCAAACCCCACCUCCCACUGCACCAGAGACCUCCACAUCUCCUCCACAAUCCACAACUCCGGCUGAAACCCCAUCUCCCAGGGCACCAGAGACCUACACAUCUCCUCCACAAUCCACAACUCCUGCUCAAACCCCAUCUGCCACUGCACCAGAGACCUCCACAUCUCCUCCACAAUCCACAACUCCUGCUCAAACCCCAUCUCCCACUGCACUACAGACCACAACCGGGCCAACUACAGCCACGUUCUCCAGCUCCACUUUGACAUCACACACCACCAUGGAGACAAGUCCAGACACCUCACCACUACAGAUGACAGCAUUCCCAACUGCCACAACCUUGGUGACAUCUGCACGUGCUCCUGAAACAUCCACGCUGGGUCCUGCCUCAAGCCCAGCUGGUACCAGAGCUCAGCAAGGGAUAACUACGGCUCCUCUUCCUAGUACUUCCCCAUCACAGAGCACAACAUCUGCCACCUCCAUCGCCUCCCAGGAGACAACAAGCGGAGUGCAAACCACUACAAGGGCUAGCACCACUUUGUCACCGCAGACAAGUACACCUGCUUUUUUGUCCACUUCAGCCCUGCACAGUACAGCCGUCCUCAGCCCUUCCACAGCACAAACCUCCGCAUCUGUCCCAGAAUCCCCAACCACUGUGCCAUCCUCCACAACGACCAGUUCUUCUACACAAAUGAUGGCAACCACUUUUGUCAUCCCCACCACUUCCCCAACACAGAGCACAGCUGCCACCACCUCCACUGCACCAGAGACCUCCACAUCUCGCCCACAAUCCACAAGUCCUGCUCAAACCUCAUCUCCCACUGCACCAGAGACCAGAACCGGGCCAACCACAGCCACGUUCUCCAGCUCCACUGUGACACUGCACACGACCAUAAAGACAAGUCCAGGCACUUCAGCACCACAGACGACACCACUUCCAACCACCACAACCUUGGUGACAUCCACACUUGCUCCAGAAAGAUCCACGCUGGGUCCUUCCUCAAGCCCAGCUGGUACCACAGCUCAGCAGGGGACAACCAUGGCUCCUCUUCCGAGUACUUCCCCUUCACAGAGCACAACACCUGCCACCUCCACCGCCUCCCUGGAGGCCACAAGCGCACUGCAAACCACCACACGGGCUAGCACCGCUUUGUCACUGCAGACAAGUACACCUCCUUCUUCCACUUCAGUCCUGCCACGUACAGCCGUCCCCAGCCCUUCCAUGGCACAAACCUCCGCAACUGUCCAAGAACCCCCAACCACUGUGCCAUCCUUCACAACGACCAGUUCUUCUACACACAUCAUGACAACCACUUCUGUCAUCCCCACCACUUCCCCAACACAUAGCACAGCUGCCACAACCUCCACUGCACCAGAGACCUCCAAAUCUCGUCCACAAUCCACAACUCCUGCUCAAACCCCGUCUCCCACUGCACCACAGACCACAACCGGGACAACUAAAGCCACGUUCUCCAGCUCCACUUUGACAUCACACACCACCAUGGAGACAAGUCCAGACACCUCACCACCACAGGCGACAGCAUUUCCAACCGCCACAACCUUGGUGACAUCUGCACGUGCUCCAGAAACAUCCACGCUUGGUCCUGCCUCAAGCCCAGCCGUUACCACAGCUCAGCAAGGGACAACCACGGCUCCUCUUCCUAGUACUUCCCCAACACAGAGCACAGCUGCCACCACGUCCACUGCAACAGAGACCUCCACAUCUCUUCCAGAAUCGACAACUCCUGCUCAAACCCCAUCUCCCACUGCACCAGAGCCCACAACUGGCCCGACCACAACAAUAUUCUCCAGAUCCACUGUGACACCACACACCAAGAUGGAGACAAGCCCGAGCACUUCACCACCACAGGCAACAGUACUUCCAACCGCCACAACCUUGGUGACAUCUGCACGUGCUCCAGAAACAUCAACGCUGGGUCCUUCCUCAAGCCCAGCUGGUACCACAGCUCAGCAAGGGACAACCACGGCUCCUCUUCCUAGUACUUCCCCAUCACAGAGCACAGCACCUGCCACCUCCACCGCCUCCCUGGAGACCACAAGCGGAGUGCAAACCACCACACGGGCUAGCACCGCUUUGUCACCGCAGACAAGUACACCUGCUCCUUCUUCCACUUCAGUCCUGCCGAGUACAGCCGUUCCCAGCCCUUCCAUGGCAGAAACCUCCGCAUCUGUGCAAGAAUCCCGAACCACUGUGCCGUCCUCCACAACGACCAGUUCUUCUACACACAUCAUGACAACCACUUUUGUCAUUCCCACCACUUCCCCUACACAUAGCACAGCUGCCACCACCUCCACUGCACCAGAGACCUCCACAUCUCCUCCACAAUCCACAACUCUGGCUGAAACCACAUCAUACACUGCAACAGAGACCUCCACAUCUUCUCCACCAUCCACAACUCUGGCUCAAACGACGUCUCCCACUGCACGAGAGACCUCCACAUCUUCUCCACCAUCCACAACUCUGGCUCAAACCACGUCUCCCACUGCACCAGAGACCGCCACAUCUUCUCCACCAUCCACAACUCUGGCUCAAACCACAUCUCCCACUGCACGAGAGACCUCCACAUCUCAUGGACAAUCCACAACUCCGGCUAAAACCCCAUCUCCCAUUGCACCAGAGACCUCCACAUUUCCUGCAGAAUCCACAACUCCUGUUCACACCCCAUCUCCCGCUGCACCGGAGACCUCCACAUCUCCUGCACAAUCCACAACUCUGGCUGAAACCACAUCAUCCACUGCAACAGAGACGUCCAUGUCACCUCCACAAUCCACAACUCCGGCUCAAACCCCAUCUCCGGCUCAAACCACAUCAUCCACUGCAACAGAGACGUCCAUGUCACCUCCACAAUCCACAACUCCGGCUCAAACCCCAUCUCCCACUGCACCAGAGACCUCCACAUCUCCUCCACAAUCCACAAGUCCUACUCAAACCCCAUCUCCCACUGCUCCAGAGACCACAGCCAGGCCAACCACAGCCACAUUAUCCAGCUCCACUUUGACACCACACACGACCAUGAAGACAACUGCAGGCACUUCAGUUCAACAGACAGCAGAACUUACAAGCACCACCACCUUGAUGACAUCCACACGUGGUCCGGAAACAUCCACUCCGGGUCCUUCCUCCAGGCCAGCCAGUACCACAGUGCAGCAAGGGACAACCACGGCUCCUCUUCCUAGGACUUCCCCAUCACUGAGCACAGUAACUGCCACCUCCCCACCUUCCCUGCAGACCACAACCGGACUCGAAACAACCACCCGGGCUAGCACCACCCUGUCACUGCAGUCUAGUACACCUGCUUCUUCUUCCACUUCAGCCCUGCCGAGUACAGCCAUCCCCAGCGCUUCUCCCACUGCAACGGAGACCUCCACAUCUCCUCCACAAUCCACGACUCAUGCUCAAACCCCACCUCACAGUGCACCAGAGACCUCCACAUCUCCUGCACUAUCCACAAUUCCUGCUCACACCCCAUCUGCCACUGCACCAGAGACCUCCACAUCUCCUCCACAAUCCACAACUCCUGCUCAAACCCCAUCUCCCACUGCACUACAGACCACAACCAGGCCAACUACAGCCACGUUCUCCAGCUCCACUUUGACAUCACACACCACCAUGGAGACAAGUCCAGACACCUCACCACUACAGACGACAGCAUUUCCAACUUCCACAACCUUGGUGACAUCUGCACGUGCUCCGGAAACAUCCACGCUGGGUCCUGCCUCAAGCCCAGCUGGUACCAGAGCUCAGCAAGGGAUAACUACGGCUCCUCUUCCUAGUACUUCCCCAUCACAGAGCACAACAUCUGCCACCUCCAUCGCCUCCCAGGAGACAACAAGCGGAGUGCAAACCACUACAAGGGCUAGCACCACUUUGUCACCGCAGUCAAGUACACCUGCUUUUUUGUCCACUUCAGCCCUGCACAGUACAGCCGUCCUCAGCCCUUCCACAGCACAAACCUCCGCAUCUGUCCCAGAAUCCCCGACCGCUGUGCCAUCCUCCACAACGACCAGUUCUUCUACACAAAUGAUGGCAACCACUUUUGUCAUCCCCACCACUUCCCCAACACAGAGCACAGCUGCCACCACCUCCACUGCACCAGAGACCUCCACAUCUCGCCCACAAUCCACAAGUCCUGCUCAAACCUCAUCUCCCACUGCACCAGAGACCAGAACCGGGCCAACCACAGCCACGUUCUCCAGCUCCACUGUGACACUGCACACGACCAUAAAGACAAGUCCAGGCACUUCAGCACCACAGACGACACCACUUCCAACCACCACAACCUUGGUGACAUCCACACUUGCUCCAGAAAGAUCCACGCUGGGUCCUUCCUCAAGCCCAACCGGUACCACAGCUCAGCAGGGGACAACCAUGGCUCCUCUUCCGAGUACUUCCCCUUCACAGAGCACAACACCUGCCACCUCCACCGCCUCCCUGGAGGCCACAAGCGCAUUGCCAACCACCACACGGGCUAGCACCGCUUUGUCACUGCAGACAAGUACACCUCCUUCUUCCACUUCAGUCCUGCCACGUACAGCCGUCCCCAGCCCUUCCACGGCACAAACCUCCGCAAUUGUCCAAGAACCCCCAACCACUGUGCAAUCCUCCACAACGACCAGUUCUUCUACACACAUCAUGACAACCACUUCUGUCAUCCCCACCACUUCCCCAACACAUAGCACAGCUACCACAACCUCCACUGCACCAGAGACCUCCACAUCUCCUCAACAAAGCACAAGUCCUGCUCAAACCCCGUCUCCCACUGCACCACAGACCACAACCGGGCCAACUAAAGCCACGUUCUCCAGCUCCACUUUGACAUCACACACCACCAUGGAGACAAGUCCAGACGCCUCACCACCACAGGCGUCAGCAUUUCCAACCGCCACAACCUUGGUGACAUCUGCACGUGCUCCAGAAACAUCCACGCUUGGUCCUGCCUCAAGCCCAGCCAUUACCACAGCUCAGCAAGGGACAACCACGGCUCCUCUUCCCAGUACUUCCCCAACACAGAGCACAGCUGCCACCACGUCCACUGCAACAGAGACCUCCACAUCUCUUCCAGAAUCGACAACUCCUGCUCAAACCCCAUCUCCCACUGCACCAGAGCCCACAACUGGCCCAACCACAGCAAUGUUCUCCAGCUCCACUGUGACACCACACACUACCAUGGAGACAAGCCCGAGCACUUCACCACCACAGACAACAGUACUUCCAACCGCCACAACCUUGGUGACAUCUGCACGUGCUCCAGAAACAUCAACGCUGGGUCCUUCCUCAAGCCCAGCUGGUACCACAGCUCAGCGAGGGACAACCACGGCUCCGCUUCCUAGUACUUCCCCAUCACAGAGCACAGCACCUGCCACCUCCACCGCCUCCCUGGAGACCACAAGCGGAGUGCAAACCACCACACAGGCUAGCACCGCUUUGUCACCACAGACAAGUACACCUGCUCCUUCUUCCACUUCAGUCCUGCCGAGUACAGCCGUUCCCAGCCCUUCCAUGGCAGAAACCUCCGCAUCUGUGCAAGAAUCCCGAACCACUGUGCCAUCCUCCACAACGACCAGUUCUUCUACACACAUCAUGACAACCACUUUUGUCAUUCCCACCACUUCCCCUACACAUAGCACAGCUGCCACCACCUCCACUGCACCAGAGACCUCCACAUCUCCUCAACAAAGCACAAGUCCUGCUCAAACCCCAUCUCCCACUCCACCAGGGACCACAACCGGGCCAACCACAGCCACAUUCUCCAGCUCCACUUUGACACCACACACGACCAUGGAGACAAGUCCGGGCACUUCAGCACCACAGACGACACCACUUCCAACCACCACAACCUUGGUGACAUCCACACGUGCUCCAGAAAGAUCCACGCUGGGUCCUUCCUCAAGCCCAGCCCGUACCACAGCUCAGGAAGGGACAAUCAUGGCUCCUCUUCCGAGUACUUCCCCUUCACAGAGCACAACACCUGCCACCUCCACCGCCUCCCUGGAGACCACAAGCGGAGUGCAAACCACCACACGGGCUAGCACCGCUUUGUCACCGCAGACAAGUACACCUGCUUCUUUCACUUCAGUCCUGCCAAGUACAGCCGUCCCCAGCCCUUCCAUGGCACAAACCUCCGCAACUGUCCAAGAACCCACAACCACUGUGCCAUCCUCCGCAAUUACCAGUUCUUCUACACACAUGAGGACAACCACUUUUGUCAUCCCCACCACUUCCCCAACACAUAGCACAGCUGCCACAACCUCCACUGCACCAGAGACCUCCACAUCUCCUCCACAAUCCACAACUCCUGCUCAAACCCCAUCUCCCACUGCACCAGAGACCUCCACAUCUCCUCCACAAUCCACAACUCUGGCUGAAACCACAUCAUACACUGCAACAGAGACCUCCACAUCUCCUCCACAAUCCACAACUCCUGCUGAAACCCCAUCUCCCACUGUACCGGAGACCACAACCGGGCCAACCACAGCCAUGUUCUCCAGUUCCACUUUGACACCACACAUUACCAUGGAAACAAGUCCGGGCGCUUCACCACCACAGACGACAGCACUUCCAACUACCACAACCUUGGUGACAUCUGCACGUGCUCAAGAAACAUCCACUCUGGGUCCUUCCUCAAGCCCAGCCAGUACCACAGUGCAGCAGGGGACAAGCAUGGUUCCUCUUCCUAGCACUUCCUCAUCACAGAGCUCAGCACCUGCCACCUCCCCAACUUCCCUGCAGACCACAACCGGAGCUCAAACAACCAGACAGGCUAGCACUACUCUGUCACUGCAGUCUAGUACACCUGUUCCUUCUCCCACUUCAGGCUUGCCAAGUACGGCUGCCUUCACCCCUUCUGUGGCACGAACGUCUGCAUCUGUCCAAGAAACCCCAACCACUGUGCCAUCCUCUACAAUGACCAGUUCUGCUAUGCACCUGAGGACAACCACUUUUGCCAUCCCCACCACUUCCCCAACACAUAGCACAACUUUUAUUCCACAGAAUACACCUUCACAGCCUUCUUCAAUGGAGCAUACUUCUAGUCCUGCCUUAUACACCUUGACACAUGGGUCAUCCUCUACCCCAAUAACUACAACAGCUGAAGAGAAGACCAGUGCAGCUGUAGUUACAGAAGUCAUGUAUAAGAAUACUGUUAUCCUCGUGAGAGAAGAGAACACUGUUACACCAACAAAAACUACUCCCACAGCUACAGCCACUAAAAGUACAGUUGUGACGAGCACCACGAAAGUAGCCCCUCCUGUGAUUCCAAACAACGAGGCAACCACAACAUUAGCAGAGACCCCCACACGGGAGACCACUCCCCCCGCUGAAAGCACAACUACAUCCACUUCUGCUUUAGCAGAGACAUCCACUUCUCUUCUGUUCUCUUCUCUAACUGAGACCUCAGGACUAGUGAGUAUUUCGACAGCAGAGAAAAACAUAGUGUCCCCCCCUGUUAUCUCACCAUCAGAGAUGACAGCUUUUGUCACCUCUACAAAAGCUGACAUCUCUGAACCGACUGUUGCGAUAACAUCCACGGUUGAGACUGUUCUGGCUCCUACCACUGCAGGAUCUAUGGCCUCUUCCCCUGCUAAGACUACAGAAGCCUUGGUUGUGACAGUAGGGUCAGGGUCAUACACAAAUGCCACUCAGUCCAGUACAAAAAUGGUCACCAGUAAUGCAACAGAAAGAACCACGGUUCUUCCACAAACCAGUUCUCCAAAAGUAACCACCGGUAUGGUUACAUCCGCUUCCUCUCCUUUGACAAAUUCUCCACUUGAGCAUGUGGCAGCAUUUACCACCAGGACUGCACAAGAGACAGACAAAACUGGCUUUCCCACCACAUCACCAUUUGAGAAAACAGCUGUAACCACCCCUACCAUAGCUCAGACCACUACAGGUGCUCUUGUGACAACCUCACAUUAUACAGCUACAACUACAACUACUUCAUCUACCACACAAGAGAAACCCACUACAACCACAUAUAGCCCAAAAGAUAGAUCCUCAAAUGCACUGGGAACAAUUUCAACAGAAAAGGCCACUCCAUUAGCAAAGCAAGCCACUUGGCCUUUGGAGAACACGGCAACCACUUCUCCUCCAGCAGAGACAGCUGCAGCUUCUCUUGCAACCAUGUCACUGUUUGAAACAACUGCCAUCCUUCCUUCUCCAGGAAAGGCAUCAACAGUGGCUCUUCUGAGCACUUCACCAUUUGAAAUGGCAACCAAACCCCCUCCUACAAUACCAGAGGCAUCCACCUCUCCCCUUAAAACCACUUCAACAUUUGAGGGAACUGCUGUCACUUCCAUGAAAACAGAAACAGCCGCACCACUGCUGACCACAUGGACCAAUGCAGAAACAACCGCACCUCCUAAGAGUGAGACGCCUAAAGCUGCUCUUAUGACUGUGUCACCAUUUGAAACAAUCCCAGAGGUCACCUCUAGCUCUACAGGCAUAACCAAAGCUGCUCUGGAGACCGUCUCCUCCUUUGGGACAACACCUUCAGGAAUAUCCAGCACAGCAGGGGAAUACACAACUCAUCUUAAUCCCACUUCCCCAUCGCAGUCAACUCUUGGAGCCGCUUUGAGAACACCAGGGACCUCUUCCACCACUCCUGUGGCCACCUUACCUUUCAACACCACUGUGGCCAAAUCUACCCUAACAGAGACGACCGCUGCUUUCCUUGCAACCACUUCACUGUUUAAGACAACUGUUCUCUCACUCACGAUAAAGGAGACGUUGACACCUACUAUUCUGAAUACUUCACUAUUUAAGACACGAACUGAGCGUACCACACCCAGUACUGACCGAGAGAUCACUGCAUCCCAUGAGGAAAGAGAUGAAUCCACUUCUGUGGUAAGACAGCCAUCCCCAUCUUCACCUCCCAACACAGCAGCAUUUGGCACAAUACCUCCAGCCACUGUGAGCACACCAGAGACAUCCUCAGUUACUCCUGUGACCGCUGCACUUUUUGAAACAAGUCCUCAAACCACCUCCCACAUAGCAAGGACAUCCCCAGCUGCUUCUAGGCCCAUGUCUCCAUCUGAAUCAACUUCUGUCCCCUCUUCUAGCAUGUCAGGGACAUUCCCAGCUGCUCCUUUGAGCACUUCACCCCUACAGAACAUGGCAGCCACUUCUACAGAAAUACAAGCAUCCAUCGCUUCCCUUGCAACCAUGUCACCAUUUGAAACAAGAACCCCAAUCCCUCCUUCUGUAAGGCAGACAUCAACGGGUGUUCUUCUGAACACUUCACCAUUGGAGCAGGCAAGUAAUAUCCCUUCUACAAUACCAGGGAUGUCCACAUCUCCACUUAAAUCCACUGCAACAUAUAAGGUACCUGCUAUGACUUUGAUUAAAACAGAGGCCGUCACACCACCUCCAGCAACUUUGACCAACACAGAGGCACCCUCUGCUUCUCCAGAAACUAUUUCUCCAUGGGCAACAAAGCCUACAUCCAUCCUUAUUACACAAGGCACAUCCAGAAUUGUGGCUGAGAGCACUUCAGAAGUUGCAGUCACAUCUGCUGUCACCUCUCCUAAAUAUGAGACGUUUAAAGGUGCCCCUGUGACUACUUUACCAUUUGAAACAAGAGCCGAGGCCACCUCCAGCACUUCAGGCAUGACCAAAAACACUCCAGAUAUAUCCAUGCCUUUUGAGAAAACCACUACAGGGACCUCCAGCACAGCAGAGGCCUCCGUAACUGCUUCUACGCCUAAAUCUCCAUUUGAAUCAACUUCUACCCCCACUUCCAACACUUCUGGGACCACCUCAACUGCUCUCCCAACCACGUCACCACUGGAGAACUCUGCAGCCACUUCUGUUAUGACAGGGACAACCACAGAGUCCCUUGCAACCACCUCACGAUUUGCAACAGUGACUUCCAUCCCUCCUCUUGUAAGGGAGACAUCAACAGCUGCUCCUUUUCAGACAGCCACUGAACUCCUUUCUACAAUACCAGGGUCAUCCACAUCACCAUUUAAAACCACUUCAGCAUUUGAGGUAUCUGCUGCCCCUUCAAUCAAAACAGAAACAGCCGUACCACCUCUAGCUACUUCCACCAGGGCAGACACAUCCACAGCUCCUCCAGAAACUACUUCUCCAUUGACAACAGUAGCUACAACCACCCUAACUACAGCAGGCCCAUCCAGAGCUAGGCCUGAGACUACUUCAGAAGUUGAUGUCACACCUACUAUCACUUCUCCUAAUGGUGGGACACCUAAUGGUGCUCUUGUGACUACUUCCCCCUUGGUGACGAGAGCUGAGGCUACCUCUCACCCUGGAAGCACGACCAAAGCUGCUCCUGGCACCACUACGCCCCAUGAGACAAUGGGUGCAGGAACCUCUAACACAACAGAGACAUCCACAACUGCUACUAUGCCCAUUUCUCCAUUGCAGUCAACUGCUGGAGCAACUACCAGCGCAGCAGGUUCCUCUAGGGCUAUUCUUGGGACCACUUUACCACCAGAGACCACUGCUGCCACUUCUACAGUGGCAGACACAACCACAGCGAUCCUUGCAGCCACCUCGCCAUUUGAAGCAACAACUCCGAUCCCUCCUCCUCUAAAGGAGACAUCAACAGCUGCCCUUCUGAGCACUUCACCAGCUGGGACAAGAUCUGAGGCCAUCUCCCGCACAGAAGGGAAAGCCAGUACUGCCCCACAGGCCACAUCACCACUUGAGGAAAGACCUGGACUCACUUCUGUGACAAGAGAGCCAUCCACCAUCUCCACCCUCCCAGCUCUUGGCACAACACCUGCAGCCACUGCUAGUCCACCGGAGACCGCCUCAGCUGCUCUUGUGACCACUUCUCCUUUCAGAACAAGCCCGCAGCCCACCUUGCCCCCAGCAGAGACAUCCACUACUGCACAAGAGAUCACUUCACCAUUUGAGACUCCAGCUGCAGGAACCUCGAGCACAGCAGGGACAUCCAGAGUUGCUUCGGCUCCCAGUCUCCCAUUUGAAUCAACUCCUGCAGCCUCUUCCAGCACAGCAGGCUCUGCAAUGGCAACUGCUGUGACCACUUUAUCCAUGGCAUCUACAGUGGCAGAGACAUCCACAGUGUCUCCUACAACCACCCCAGCAUUUCAAACAUCUGCCGUCCGUCCUGAUAUAGGGAAGGCAUCCACAGCUACUCUUCUCAACACUUCACCACUUGAGACAGCAACUGAACUCCCUUCUAUAAUACCAGGAAUAUCCACAUCUACCCAUGAAACCACUUCAGCAUUUGAGGGAACUGCUGCCACUUUGAGUAAAAGAGAAACAACCACACCACUGCUCACCUUUUUGACCAAUGCAGAAACAUCCUCGGCUCCUAAGAGUGAGACACCUAAAGCUGCUUCUAUGACUGCUUCACCAUUUGAAACAAUACCCGAGGUCACCCCCAGCUUUUCAGACAUAACCAAAGCUGCUCCUGAGACAACCUCCCCCUUUAGGACCUCAGCUGUAGGAACCUCCAGCAUGACAGGGGCAUACACAACUCCUCCUAAGCCCACUUCCCCAUCGCAGUUCACUCCUGCAGCCUCCUUGGGACCAUGGACCGCACCAUCCUCUCCUGUGGCAACUUCACCUUUAGAGACCACUGCGGCCACUUCUACUCCACCAGACCAAACUACUGCUUCCCUUGCAACCACUUCAACAUUUAAGAUGACAACUGUUCUCCCACCUACCAUAAAGGAGGCAUCGACCCCUGCUCUUCUGAAUACGUCACUAUUUGAGACAAGAACGGAGAACACCUCACCUGGUACUGCCCGAGAGACCACUGCACCACUUGAGGAAAGAGUUGAAUUCACUUCUGUGGCAAGAGAGUCACCCCCAUCUCUACCUCCCAACACCCCAGCAUUUGCUACGACACUUUCAGUGACGGUUAGAGUGCCGGAUAUAUCCUCAGCUACUCUUGUGACGACUACACUUUUUGAAACAAGCCCUCAAACCACCUCCCACACAAUAGGUACAUCCCCAGCUGCUUCAAUGCCCAUGUCUCCGCUUGAAUCAACUCCUGCUUUUAGCACAUCAGAGAUGUUGUCAGCUGCUCCUCCACCCACGUCACCAUUGCAGACCUCUGCAGCCACUUCUGCUACAACCGGGACAACCACAGAGUCCCUUGCAACCCCCUCACCAUUGGAAACAACAACCACCAUCCCUCCUCCUGUAAUGCAGACAUCAACAGCUACUCUUCUCAGCACUUCACCAUUUGAAUCAGCAAGCAGAAACCCCUCUACACUACCAGGGAUGUUGACAUCUCCACUGAAAUCCACUGCAUCAUUUGCGGGAACUGCUGCCACUUCAAUUAAAACAGAAAAAGCCACACCACCUCCAGCGACUUCGACCAACACAGAGGCACCCUCUGCUUCUCCAGAAACCACUUCUCCAUGGGCAACAAAGCCCACAUCCAUCCUUAUUGGAACAGGCACAUUGAGAGCCGUGCCUAAGAGCACUUCACAAGUUGCAAUCCCAUCUGCUGUCACCUCUCCUAAAUAUGAGACCUCUAAAGCUGCUCUUGUGACUACUUUACCAUUUAAGACAAGAGCUGGGGCCACCUCCAGCACUGCAGGCAUGACCAAAAGUCCUCCUGAUAUAUCCAUGUCUUCUGAGACAACCAGUGCAGGAGUCUCCAGGACAGGGGAGGCCUCCACAACUGCUUCUGUGCCCAAUUAUCCAUUUGCAUCCAAUUCUGCUGGCACUCCCAGCACUUUUGGGACCUCCUCAGCUGCUCCCCAAACAACUUCACCAGUGGAGAGCUCUGCAGUCACUUCUGCUAUGACAGGGACAACCACAGAGUCCCCUGCAAUAAGUUCACCAUUUGAAACAGUGACUCCCAACCCUCCUUCUGUAAGGGAGACAUCAACAGCUGCUCGUUUGAACACUUCACCAUUUGCGACAGCCACCGAACUCCUUUCUACAAUACCAGGGUCAUCCUCAUCACCACUUAAAACCACUUCAGCAUUUGAGGUAUCUGCUGCCCCUUCAAUCAAAACAGAAACAGCCGUACCACCUCUAGCUACUCCCACCAGGGCAGACACAUCCACAGCUCCUCCAGAAACUACUUCUCCAUUGACAGCAGUAGCUACAACCACCCUAACUACAGCAGGCCCAUCCAGAGCUAGGCCUGGGACUACUUCAGAAGUUGAUGUCACACCUACUAUCACUUCUCCUAAUGGCGGGACACCUAAUGCUGCUCUUGUGACUACUUCCCACUUGGUGACAAGAGCUGAGGCUACCUCUCACCCUGGAAGCACGACCAAAGCUGCUCCUGGCACCACUACGCCCCAUGAGACAAUGGGUGCAGGAACCUCUAACACAACAGAGACAUCCGCAACUGCUACUAUGCCCAUUUCUCCAUUGCAGUCAACUGCUGGAGCAACUACCAGCGCAGCAGGCUACUCUAGGGCUACUCUUGGGACCACUUUACUAUCAGCGACCACUGCUGCCACUUCUACAGUGACAGACACAACCACAGCAAUCCUUGCACUCACCUCGCCAUUUGAAGCAACAACUCCGAUCCCUCCUCCUCUAAAAGAGACAUCAACAGCUGCCCUUCUGAGCACUUCACCAGCUGGGACCAGACCUGAGGCCAUCUCCCGCACAGAAGGGAAAGCCAGUACUGCCACACAGGCCACAUCACCACUUGAGGAAAGACCUGAACUCACUUCUGUGACAAGAGAGCCAUCCACAUCUCCACCUCUCCACACCCCAGCUCUUGGCACAACUCCUGCAGCCACUGCAAGCCUGCCGGAGACCGCCUCAGCUGCUCUUGUGACCACUUCUCCUUUUGGAACAAGCCCGCAGCCCGCCUUACCCCCAGCAGAGACAUCCACUACUGCACAAGAGAUCACAACACCAUUUGAGACUCCAGCUGCGGGAACCUUGAGCACGGCAGGGACAUCCGGAGUUGCUUCGGCUCCCAUUCCCCCAUUUGAAUCAACUCCUGCAGCCUCUUCCAGCACAGCAGACUCUGCAAUGGCAACUGCUGUGACCACUUUAUCCAUGGCAUCUACAGUGGCAGAGACAUCCACAGUGUCUCCUACAACCACCCCAGCAUUUCAAACAUCUGCCGUCCAUCCUGAUAUAGGGAAGGCAUCCACAGCUACUCUUCUCAACACUUCACCACUUGAGACAGCAGCCAAACUCUCUUCUGCAAUAGCAAGGACAUUCGCAUCUCCACAUGAAACCACUUCAACUUUUGAUGUUGCCUUUUCAACUAAAAGUGAAGCGGCCACACCACUGCUAACCACUCUGACCAAUGCAGAAACAUCCAUAGCUCCUAAUAGCGAGGCACCCAAAUCUACUCUUAUGACUGCUUCACCAUUUGAAACUAUACCUGAGGUCACCUCUACCUCUGCAGGAAUAGCCAAAGCUUCUCCUGAGACCACUUCUUCCUUUGGGACAACAGCUAUAGGAUCCUUCAGCACAAUAGGGGGAUAUACAUUUCCUCCUAAGCCUACUUCCCCAUUGCAGUCAACACCUGCUGCCUCUUUGAGAACACCAGGUACGUUCUCCACCACUCCUGUGACCACUUCACCUUUAAAGACCACUGUGGCCACUUCUACUCUAACAGAGACAACCACUGCUUCCCUUCCAACCACUUCAGCAUUUAAGACGACAACUGUCUUCCCACCUACACUAAAGGAGGCUUCGACAUCUACUCUUCUGAAUACUUCACUACUUAGGACAGGAACAGGGAACACCUCACCCAGUACUGCCCGAGAGACCACCACACCACUUGAGGAAAGAGUUAAAUUCACAUCUGUGGUGAGAGAGCCACCCACAUCUCCACCAUCCAAUACCCCAACAUUUGAGAUGACACCUUUAGUCACUAUGAGCACACCAGACACAUCCUCAGCUACUCUUGUGACCACUACACUUUUUGAAACAAGCCCCCAAACCAUCUCCCGCACAGCAGGGACAUCCUCAGCUGCUUCUAGGCCCACGUCCCCAUUUGAUACAACUGCUGCCACUGCUUCUAGCAUGUCAGGGAUGUCCUCAGUUGUGCCUCCGACCAGUUCACCAUUGCAGACCUCUGCAGCCACUUCUACAGUAACACAGACAUCCAUAGCUUCCCUUGCAACCACGUUACCACUUGAAAUACCAACUGCCCUCCCUCCUCCUGUAAGGGAGACAUCGACUGCUGCUCUUUUGAACACUUCACCAUUUGAGUCAGCAAGCGAAAUCCCUUCUACACUAGCAGGGAUGUCCACAUCUCUGCUUAAAGCAACAUCAGCAUUUGAGGCAACUGCUACCACUUUGAUGAAAACAGAAACAGUCACACCACCUCCAGCUACAUUGGCCAACACAGAGGUACCCUCUGCUUCUCCAGAAAAUACUUCUUCUUGGGCAACAAAACCCACUUCCAUCCUUACUACAAUGGGCACAUCUGUAGCUGUGCCUGAGAGCACUUCACAAGUUGCAAUCACAUCUGCUGUCACCUCUCCUAAGUAUGAGACACCUAAAGCUGCUCUUGUGACUACUUUACCAUUUGAGACAAGAGCUGAGGCCACCUCCAGCACUGCAGGCACGACCAAAAAUGCUCCUAACAUCUCUACACCCUUUGAGACAACCACUGCAGGAACCUCCAGCACAGCAGAGACCUCCGUAACUGCUUCUAUGCCUAAUCCUCCAUUUGAAUCAACUUCUGCCACCACUUCCAGCACUCCUGGGACCUCCUCAGCUGCUCCUCCAACCAGUUCACCACUGGAGAACGGAGACAUCAACAGCUGCUCUUCUGAACACUUCACCAUUUGGGACAGCAACUGA
This is a messenger RNA of Alligator mississippiensis (American alligator), 17758 nucleotides long. RefSeq names its product mucin-17-like. The transcript has 4 exons. The record is from RefSeq and is a predicted model, not a curated record. NCBI's taxonomy places the organism in Eukaryota, Metazoa, Chordata, Crocodylia, Alligatoridae. Bases 569 to 17758 code for a protein of 5729 amino acids.